This is a messenger RNA of Phalacrocorax carbo (great cormorant), 5240 nucleotides long. Lineage: Eukaryota; Metazoa; Chordata; Aves; Suliformes; Phalacrocoracidae. The record is from RefSeq and is a predicted model, not a curated record.
GGCUGCCGCGGCUGCUGCUCCUGCAUUGGUGUCUCCCCUAUGGACGAAAACAGCCCUCUGUCUCCCAAGGCAAAUGCUUUCAGUAUCGCCUCUCUGAUUUCAGUCGCCGCCGCCGCCGAGCAAGCAGGGAAGGGAGCGCUGGAGGAGCGCCGAGGCGGCCGCAGCACGCCCGCCCGCCCCGCCUGCUGCCCGCAGAAGAUGCACUUCAGCACCGUCACCAGGGACAUGGAAGCUAUCUCCAGCCCCUGGCUCACCCAGCUGUCCCAUUUUUGCGAUGUUGCAGCUUUCACGGCCAACAGCCUGAGCAGCCUGAACGCCUCCGGGGGGUACCACCUCUCCCCCUCCCCGGGGGACCCGUACGGACAGCAUGAGCCGCCGCACUACGAGCCCUGCACGGCUCAGCAGCACCCGCACCCGCCGCCCCAGCCCCAGCACGGCUACCCCUUCGGCGGGGCGGCGGCGGCCGGGGCCAACCCGCCGCCCCCGGGCCCCGAGCCGCCCGAGGGCGCCGGGGGAGCCGCGGCGGGGCCGGCCGCCGUCUCGGGCUGCUCGGCGGGGGCUGCCGCCGCGGCCAAGGCGCCGGUGAAGAAGAACCCGAAGGUGGCCAACGUGAGCGUCCAGCUGGAGAUGAAGGCGCUGUGGGACGAGUUCAACCAGCUGGGCACAGAGAUGAUCGUCACCAAGGCCGGCAGGCGCAUGUUCCCCACCUUCCAGGUGAAGAUAUUCGGGAUGGACCCCAUGGCUGACUACAUGCUCCUCAUGGACUUCGUCCCCGUGGACGACAAGCGAUACCGGUACGCCUUCCACAGCUCCUCCUGGCUGGUGGCCGGCAAAGCCGACCCCGCCACCCCCGGGAGGGUGCACUACCACCCGGACUCCCCAGCCAAAGGCGCGCAGUGGAUGAAGCAGAUCGUUUCCUUCGAUAAACUCAAACUGACCAACAAUUUGCUGGACGACAACGGGCAUAUCAUUUUGAACUCCAUGCACAGAUACCAGCCGCGUUUUCACGUGGUCUACGUGGACCCCCGGAAAGACAGCGAGAAAUACGCGGAGGAGAACUUCAAAACCUUCGUCUUCGAGGAGACGCGCUUCACGGCCGUGACCGCCUACCAGAACCACCGGAUCACGCAGCUGAAGAUCGCCAGCAACCCUUUCGCCAAGGGAUUCAGAGACUGCGACCCUGAGGACUGGCCCAGGAAUCACAGGCCAGGGGCCCUUCCUCUCAUGAGCGCUUUUGCCAGAUCCCGGAAUCCAGUCUCUUCCCCAGCCCACCAGAACGGGACUGAGAAAGAUGCUGCCGAGAGCCGGCGGGAGUACGAGCGGGAGGCGGCGGGCGGCACGCCGCUGCAGGCCGAGGCCGCGCACCAGCAGCUCAUGUCCCGCGUCCUGAGCCCCGCGCUGCCGGGCGGCGGCGGCGGCGGCGGCGGCGGGCUGGUGCCCCUGGGCGGCGGGCGGCCCAGCCCGCCCCACCACGAACUGCGCCUGGAGCCCGCCGCCUCGGAGCCCCUCCACCACCACCCCUACAAGUACCCGCCGCCGCCCGCCGCCUACGACCACUACCUGGGGGCGAAGAGCCGGCCCGCCCCCUACCCGCUGCCCGCCAUCCGCGGGCACGGCUAUCACCACCACCACCACCAUCACCACCACCACCACAUGAACGCGGCGGCGGCCGCCAACAUGUACUCAUCAGCCGGCGGCCCCGCCAGCUACGACUACGGGCCGCGGUAACGGGGCGGCGCUGCCCGGCCGCCACCGACGGCGCGAGGGACCUGCGCGGCCGCCGCCCUCGCCGCGCUCCCCCCCUUCCCGCCUUUCCCUCUCUUCCCGCCUUACGAGCGAGCUGAUAGGCUGGCUUGACCCGAUCGACAACGGGAGACCCCAAUCGCAGGAAGCGGCGGGCCCCCCGGCCCGCUCCCCACCCGUCGGCGGGCCGUGAGGGCGGCGGGCCGGGGGCACCGGGGCCGGCCGGGCGCUCCCCGCCGCCCCAUGACCCGCAGCUGCACUUUGAUAAAUGAAGCCAUAUGUCGUUAUCUCCCCUCUCCCCAUCCCCUCGCCUCCCUGCUUGCGGAUACCCCGCCAGUGUGCGCCGAGGGCCGUCGGAAAGCUGUGAGGUGACUCGCCCCUCCCACCCCCACCCCGCCCGCCAGGCCCCCCGAUGGGAGAUUCGGUGCGGCCACCGAUCGUGGCGGUGCCGCGGGUGUUCCCCGGCCCAGCGGGAGGUGUAACGUUAGCACUGAGUGGGGAGGGAGGCUGGCCCCGGGCCCCGGCAGCGGUAGGCCCCGGCAGCGGCGGGACCCGGGCGUGGGGCACAGUUCUGCACAUGGCGAUGUAAGCCACGCUCUUGGCCUCAUCCGCAGUUGGCUCAGGUGGUUUUUCGAGGAGACUGUCAAAGGAAGCAGAGUUUAGUUUAAGGGAACACUUUGAAUCUUCACUGUCUGAACUAAUUGGCUGCUUCUCCCCCGGCCCUGACCUGCUCCUGAGUUUUGGGGCUCAUUGGGGCAACUUGACCACAACAGCAUUUUCCGGAGCUGUUGAGGAGAGCCAUGGCCAAGAGCACAGCCGUGUGCGGCUUCUCGUUUUCACAACAAUGGAUGCUAAGGUUUGAAAACCAGCCUGGGGUGGGGGGGAUACCUGCAGACUGCGGGCUGCGUAUUCUCAGCAAUAGUUUGCAGACUGGUCUCUUCCCAGGCAGCCUCCCAGUGCUGCCCUCCUACACCCUUUCCUGAGCGCUCAACGCUCUCCCGUUGAGAGGUGCCUUUUAGAGGAACUUCAGGGUUUUUUUCCCCAGAAUGCCUUACCCCUUGCAUUUGACUGACCCAAACUGCAGUAGUCCCAAAGCACCUAUUCUGCACCUACCUGCUUGCUGCAUCUUCCCUCUUAGAGCUGGUAAGUACUUUUCUCUUUUUUCCUUUAAUACCUUCCUUCAGUAGGCUUUCUUUAUUGUUGAAAAGAUGGGCCUGUUCAUCACAGUUUCCCCAGCACUGUGUUUUGAAUAGUUGGCUUGUGUUUUUUGUCAGAUGCUCACCGAACGGCAGUCCCUUUGUGUUCAGAGAAGGUAUUGAACAGCUCCUGAGCUGUGUCGGUAUACAGUAUUAUGAACACUUUUCUGAUUCUUCCACGUGACUUUAUGAAAAGAAGGGGGUUAUAUUCUUUUUAAGUCCUCUAUUCAUCCAUGUUUGUGCAUUUUCACUACAAACCUUUUAAAACAUAAUCCUUCCCUUGUGCAGGUGGCAGUGUUAAUAGCAAUGUUUAUUCCGUCUCUGGCAGUGGGCUUUGGGCUUCCAAACCACUUUGGAAGGGUUUAAGAAGGGAUGCAGGCUAACAUGAAUAUUUUAUGUAAUUUUUUUUCCUGUUAUAAAAAAAAUACACGUGGAUCCGUGAAAAAGACUUGUGCAAGAAAUAUGUAUUUUAUUUGACAUUUGCAGUGAAUUGUGAGAUUCUUAGUGUCUGACUAAAUCAUAAUUAAUGUUCUCAGAGAGGCUGAUGUAAAAUAGCCUUGUGCUUGUUAUUAGUAAGUGGGAAAUGGCUCUCGGAUGUGCUCAGUUGCUUUGCCGCUGUUAUUUCGGAGUUUUCAGUAUGAUUUGUAUCUGUAAACUGAUUAGUGCCAAAGCUUUGGUCAAACGUUUAAUGAAGUUGUUAUAUUUAUUGUUUCUUUCAAAGAUUAUGCAAACACUUUUUUUUCCUUGAUAGUUGCAGUGUAGGAAAAAAGUGAGGACAACCAAAGAACCAUAUCUGCAAACAGUGUAGAUACAUGUAGAUAUUUGUAGAUAUAUGUAGAUAAUCUUAUUUCAUUUAAAUUGAAAAGACAUUGGACAGUGACAUUUAUAAAUGUUUUUCCUCUUCUUUCUUUCAUUUCUUGUUUGAUUACUUGUGUGUAUUUGUCAGUUUGCUCUGAAAUCGAAACCCCCCCUACAAAACAAGGUCACUUAAGCGCGGAGGGAUAUUAAACUGGAGCAGUUUAGUCUGAGCACAUAGUGAUGUCCAGAGGCGAUCGCUCCCCCCGUCCUUGCUCCCUGGUUGCCGGAGCUGCCCAUGGUCGCAGCGACCUGUCAUUACGCAACAGCUUGCUGGGUUGGGGUCCCAGGUUGAAAUGGAGACGGUUCACUUCCGUUCAUAUGUGUAAGCACCUCUUUUCUUUAAAUGUACAUGGAGUGCUGCAAGAAGUGCCGCUGGCUCUCAGCGCAGACUGGCCACACACCUUUUUGAACGUACUUUCCUGCACAAGAGCUGAGAGGACUGCAUGACCCAAGACACCAGGACUAAACUGUGCUCUCACAGAAAGUGGCUCAAGGUCCUUGCCUCGAUUAUAGGAAUUUUAAUUUAUCUCCGUUAGAAGAAGAGAAAAAUCACAGAACUUCAACGUAUGGCUGCGGGCAGUGGGCUCUCGGGAUCACUAGUCUGUCCUCUGUGCUCAAAGAUCCACUUCAGGAGUCUUGUGUCUGAAUGGGAAGCAGAGGCCAUGCAGCUGUGUCACAACUACAGUUUUAGCUAUGGAAGUCGUAUUGCUAACCUUCCUUUUAGGCCAUCAGCAUGCAAGGUGCUUAUGUAUGUUGGUAUUAAGCAUGUCAGCCGUCCAUUUCAUGUCACGUUUUAGUCCUUAAAUCAAGCUUCCUGGGAGCUUUGACUAGCGUUUCCUCUUUGUAUGUCUAUGUCUGUCUCACUGGAUGGGGGUGUUCCAGGUGUGGAAAGCAAGCAGUGUUAUUUUGCUAUCACAACAGAAAAUCCACUUCAAACAAACAAAAACCCCAUAACACUGCACAUUGAGGAGCAGAAGCCUUUUGUAAAUCACAGAAAAAGUUGUAAUGCUUUAAUUUCAUGUUACCUGUCAGCCAGUUAGUCGAGGUGUAUCAUGUACAGACCAUGCCUUAUCUGUAUGUAUUGCAGUUUCAUUUGAAAAAUGACUUUGUGUGAUCUGAUUAUGUGUGUGUUUAAACUUCACGCAGUACAUGCCGUCACCAAGGUCCAUGGCACAUAUUCGGAAAGAAGGCUGCAGCGUUUCCAGACAAUACUUCCACUUACGGUCGCCUCAAGUCACACAUAAUGCUGUGUAUUUAAAAGCUGCUGGUGAAACAGGCCUAAGCACAGAGGUUACAAGCACCCUUUGUCUCUUCCAAACAGGGCUAGAGAAUAAAUUAGCCAUGUGGCUCCAUUUUCCAGAGGUACAGGCUGAAUUUCCUGAUUGCUCCAAAGGUCUGAAAACCACAUCACUUACCUCAGUGGAUAAAUAUCAGAUUAGGCAC